UGCAGAGGGAAUCAUGCAGGUAAGCUGCUUCGUUGCAACUGCUCAUUAAAGUCGAGAUUAGAUGAUGAGUCCGCAAGGAAGGAAUCACAUUCCUCCGACACCCGGCAAUUGGGCGUCAAUUCUGCAAAAUAAAUUGUACUUCCAGAUGCUCGACGCAAUUUCCUCGUAACUGCAACGGCAAUUUGCGUUGUUUCCUUUUCUCAAUCCGCUGUGGAUAGUUGUGGUUGAUAGCGUGUAUAAAUUACGCGGAGGAGGAAUUGAAGAAAUGUUAUGGGAAAUCUGCUGUUUCGGUCCAGCAAGCGCAGUCGCGAUGAUGGCAGCUCGGUUGGAGGAAGGAGCUCUGUAAUUGCUCGUUUGCCAAGUGUGACCAGGAGUGCUGCUGGUAGGGCAGGUGCCAUGGGUUCCAGCAGCGCUGGCGUUGAUAAGAUGAAAAAGUACGCAUACAUCCCUGAUAAUUUCACCUCCAUCAACCAGGUGACAACAGCCUUGAGAGAAGCUGGUCUAGAGUCAUCCAAUCUGAUUAUUGGUAUUGAUUUUACAAAAAGUAACGAAUGGACAGGCAAAGUUUCAUUCAACAAUCGAAGCCUUCAUGCUAUUGGCAGUGUCCCUAAUCCUUAUGAAAAAGCAAUAACUGUGAUUGGAAAGACUUUGGCCCCAUUUGAUGAAGACAAUUUAAUUCCUUGUUUCGGGUUCGGUGAUGCAACUACUCAUGAUCAGGAAGUAUUUAGCUUUCACAGUGACCACACUCCUUGCCAUGGCUUUGAAGAAGUUUUGGCCUGCUAUAAAAAAAUAGUUCCAAAUUUACGAUUAUCUGGUCCGACCUCUUAUGGACCAGCAGUGGAUGCUGCAGUAGAUAUAGUGGAGAAAAGUGGUGGACAGUACCAUGUUUUGGUGAUCAUAGCUGAUGGCCAGGUUACAAGAAGUGUCGAUACAAGUGAUGCUGAACUCACCCCACAAGAAGAGAAAACAAUUAAAUCCAUCGUGAAUGCAAGUCAGCAUCCUCUCUCAAUUGUUCUUGUUGGCGUUGGUGAUGGGCCCUGGGAAGAUAUGCAAAAAUUUGAUGACAAGAUCCCUGCUCGUAAAUUUGACAACUUUCAGUUUGUUAAUUUUACUUCUAUCAUGUCAAGAAACAUUUCAUCUUCUGAAAAAGAGGCUGCCUUUGCUCUUGCUGCUCUCAUGGAGAUUCCAAUUCAAUAUAAAGCAGCAAGAGAAUUUGGUCUGCUGGGACGGGUGACUGGCAAAGCCAAGAAAACAGUACCUAGGCCCCCGCCAGUACCAUACUCUAGCCUGUCAAGAUUUCCAUCACGAGAGCCUAGCAACGUUUCACCAGCAGCCCAAGAUGAUCGAAAUCAGGUCUGUCCAGUUUGCUUAACCAAUGCAAAGGAUUUGGCAUUCAACUGUGGACACAUGACUUGCAGAGAUUGCAGCUCAAGGUUGUCCGAGUGCCCCAUCUGUCGGCAGCGCAUCACAAGCCGUCUCAGGCUAUAUGCUUAAUCGUUGCUGCAAAUUCCGCGCAAGAUUCAGCUUGUAAGGUUCUGUUAGUAAGACUGAAUUUCAUAAAAGCUUGAAGCCAUCUCUCCUGCAAUGGUGACUAUAUGCCCCACCAGUUUACUCUAGUAAGUUAGUGUUGAUCUUGAAUCAGUUUGGAUCUACUGUAAAUAUACAUAUAUGUAUAUAUGUGUGUGCUUGCUACUCUACUUUGGUUAAAUGUACAUAUUUUGCUGGUACUGCCUCAAGACAAAUUAAUUUCCUUGCAUCA
Molecule: messenger RNA, 1759 nt
Organism: Andrographis paniculata
Lineage: Eukaryota; Viridiplantae; Streptophyta; Magnoliopsida; Lamiales; Acanthaceae
Product: E3 ubiquitin-protein ligase RGLG4
Exons: 12
Coding region: 271-1494 (407 amino acids)
Source: RefSeq, a predicted model, not a curated record